AUGCGCCAGCAGCUUACAGUAUCCAAUUUAAACCAAUCUCAAAGGGCUGCAGUCACUUCUGCUCACGAUCAACUGUCAAUAUUAGCGGGUCCGGGUAGUGGUAAAACGCAUACGUUGGCUUCCCGAACGGCAUGGUUGCUAGCACAGGGCUUACAACCACGGAAUGUAAUUGUGACAACCUUCACCGUGAAAGCCGCACGUGAAAUGAAAGAACGCAUCGGGAGGCUGGUAGGAACGUCUGAGUCGUCCAAAUUAAUACUCGGCACAUUUCAUAGUAUCACCAGAAGAUAUCUUGCCCAGUACGGUUAUCUGAUAGAAAUUAGAAAUAAUUUUGGUAUCGCAGAUUCAGCAGACUCUCUAGCAAUAAUCAAGCGCAUCGUGAAACGACAUGAAUUUAAUAUUGAUCCCAAGGCGGCGCGAUCCCGUAUUAGCGGAAUCAAGGCAAGAGGCGGUGAUAGAAAGCAUAGCAAGAACAUAUCUAGUGCCACAGCCUUAUCAACUCAGGAGUUUGAGAUUUGUUUUCAAGAAUAUGAGGAAGCACUUUGCAGGUCAAACCUGCUUGAUUACGACGACUUGCUCUUAAAAUGUGUCGACCUCCUUGUAAAACACCCUGAGUGUGUAGCGAACGUAGAAGCAGUACUUGUCGAUGAAUUUCAGGACACAAAUAUCGUUCAAUUUAGACUUAUGCAACUAUUUUCAAGUUACCGAAAGCGGGUAACUAUCGUUGGUGAUCCAGAUCAGAGUAUUUAUAGCUUUAGGGCUGCAGAGAUAAAAAAUUAUGAAAGAAUGCAGCAGUAUUAUCCAGAAUCAGUAACAAUUGCCCUAGAAGAGAAUUAUAGAUCUUCAGGUGCAAUUUUACUAUCUGCGUUAAGUGUCAUUGAACAAGACAGUAGCCGAGCUGUAAAAUCUCUCCUUCCAACGCAUGCCGUUGGGACAAGGCCAGUGGUAAGACAAUUACCUGAUGCUCAUACUGAGGCUGAAUGGAUAACCUCCGAGAUUCAAAGGAUAGUUGGAGUCACCGGUGGGUUGCUUGAACUGAGUGAUUUUUCUAUUUUACUACGAUCAGCUGCUUUGUCUCGAUUAAUUGAAACUGCGCUUGGAAAAGCUGGUCUAUCAUAUAGAAUGAUUGGUGGUGUUAGAUUUUACGACCGAGUUGAGAUUAAAAUAAUACUGGACUAUCUCAGGGUUAUAGAUCAGCCAGAUAACAAUGAUGCGCUUUCACGAAUUAUCAAUGUACCUUCAAGAAAAAUUGGAGAGACCACGAUCAAGCGUUUGCUAGAGGAGGCAGAUAGAAGCAAGAAAACACUUUGGUCCUUGGUAAUAGGCGUCGUUCAGGGAAAGCGAGUUCAGAAUAUAAAACUAACAAAACAAGCUGAACAAGGUCUGUCAUCCUUUUGUGAUAUAAUUUUGACUGCUAGAAAUAAAAAUUCAUGCAGUGAAGAUAUUGCGCCCUCUAUUCUAGACUUGUUAAGAUAUGUACUAAAAAAAUUAAAAUACGAAGAUUGGUUGGAAAAACACUACGAUGAUAAUCACAAAGCUCGCUGGUCUAAUGUUGAGGAGCUAAUGAUGCAAGUCACAGAAUUUCAAAAUUCAUUACAGGAUGGGUAUGAUGAGGAUUCACUUCCUCUACUUGAUGAUGUACAGCAAAACGGCAAGGUAAACUACUUGUCCAAAUUUCUUGCAAAUGUUGCGCUCGCUUCAGAAGUAAAAAUGGAUGAAAACGGAGCGAACCAAAUUCCACAAAUCACACUUAGCACCAUCCAUGCAGCUAAAGGGUUAGAAUGGCCUGUCGUCUUUAUUCCAGCUGCUUAUCAAGGAUCUAUUCCACAUUCAAGAUCGGAGGAUUCUGAUGAAGAGCGAAGGCUGUUAUACGUGGCAAUGACCAGAGCUAAAGCAUUAUUGUACCUAAGCCGCCCUAUUAAGAGCUCACACGGAGAAACAACUCAGCUCAGCCCGUUUUUACCAUCAAAUACACUCAAAUUCUUAAUGGAUCAGAGAGGUCCAGAAAUUCAAUCGGAUGUAAUACAAUCAAUUUCACAGAUACUUCGACGUCCAUUACCUUCGCCUGAUAUCAUAGCAAAAUCCUCAUUGUAUCUUCAGAGUGUCUUUGAUAAUAUUUAUCCCCUGUUUGAUCAGAAUAACGAAGAAGACUUCAAGUCAAAUUUUUUCUCUGGAAUAAGAAAUAAUACUUCCGAUAUAAAUAAACAAGGCUUUAAACGGCGUUGUGUUUCAACUAACGGCUCGAACCUUUGUGAUGAUAGAGAAAUAUCACUGAAGGCUAGUAAAUCUAUAUGUAGUGCUGCUCCUGGGUGUGCGUCUAUCUCUAGUAUAUCUCUUCAAAAAUCUUCAACUGGAUUUAUUAGAGCAAGCAAGCAUCAUGGCUCUCUCGAGGAAAAAUGUAACAGUUCAGUAGCUAAUGCUACUUAUCUUCCGGGAUACCUGGAUUAUGCAACUUCUAGUGGUAUGCUACCAUCAAAAGAUAAGGAAUCUACCCCUGGAUCUCAACAAUCUCUCCAUAAGUUUUUUAAAAAAUCUACCUCUGUUAGUUCCAAAGUAACCGUGAUAAAUCAUACCAUGGAAUCUGAUCAAACUAUAAAAAAUAAAGACGAAUUGUGCGAUGGUGAAUUUCCGGAAAUACACCUCCGAUCAAAUCCAAACUUACAGUCAAGUACGGUAAAAUGGGAACAAAAUCAGAAUAAUAUUUUGCCAAGCUCUUCCAUAAAAUAUGACAUGCUCGAGUCGAAGAAGAGCAAAAUAAUACACAAUUCUUUAGCUUCUUCAAAUUCCUCUUCUACUUUUCAUUGUAAUGGUCAGGAAACUACAAUGGAGUUGCUAAACCAACCUCUUACAACAGGUAAAAAAACCCUUGGCGUUAAACGAAGUAUGAAUGGAUGGUCCUCUCGAAAAGAAUUCACACUCCCGACAUCAAAGCGUAAAAUGUGA
Molecule: messenger RNA, 2943 nt
Organism: Blumeria graminis f. sp. triticale
Lineage: Eukaryota; Fungi; Ascomycota; Leotiomycetes; Helotiales; Erysiphaceae
Source: the annotation of a GenBank genome assembly